AUGAAACUGUUUCUCAUCCGCCAUGCAGAAUGCCAGCAUAAUGUGGGCCAAGCAUUAAACACUGGCAACGUGGGCCUGACCCCCCUGGGGCGCGAACAGGCCAAACGUCUUGCUCGGCACUUUCGUGAUCGUCCAAUUUGCUUUAACCGUGUUCUUUCUUCGGAUCUCAGUCGUGCUACCGUGACCGCCCAAGUCAUCUGCCGGUAUCAGCUUCGCAGUGGGCCUCCGCUGGAGCCCUUCCAGACAGCGAAAUUGCGCGAGCAAUGUUUCGGAUGUGGAUCAGUGCCCGUGGCGCCAGAGCGAAUCGAAUCAAUAAACUCGAUGAAGAUGCGGAUCAAUGGGUUCCUGCGAGAUCAGGUCCUCCCCUUGAUGGCCGAUCGCACUACCAGCAGCGAUGCGGUCAUUGGCGUGGUGGCGCAUGGGAUGAUCUUGCAAGUUCUCUGGUCGUGUCUGUCAGAUAUCUUCGGCUCGCAGUCAUUCCAUCUGGCCCAUGCUGCGAGUACUGCAGACUACAUGCACCCAGUGUGGUCCAACACGGGUGUCAUGGAGUUGGAUAUUCGUCCAGGGGGUCCGCCACGUGAGAUGGUGCUGGCAAAUGCCGUGCACAUGAACGUGGAUCCACCCUGGCUCAUGAAGGCCAGACCGCCAACGCCGCUGGGUGGAAGCCCGCCGUUGAUAGGGUGGUCUGUGACCAUCCUGGCGGUGAACAGCACGUUGCACCUGGAGAGAAAUGAAAUGUGCGAAGCUAGGCAAUGCGUGAGGCACCCGCCGAUGGACGAGUUCUAUCGCCUCAUGGGACUGCUUGAAAUGUGA
Molecule: messenger RNA, 813 nt
Organism: Penicillium cinerascens
Lineage: Eukaryota; Fungi; Ascomycota; Eurotiomycetes; Eurotiales; Aspergillaceae
Product: histidine phosphatase family protein
Exons: 2
Coding region: 1-813 (270 amino acids)
Cellular component (GO): cytoplasm; cytosol
Molecular function (GO): phosphatase activity
Source: RefSeq, a predicted model, not a curated record